Messenger RNA from Lycium barbarum (goji berry), 2998 nucleotides. RefSeq names its product LEAF RUST 10 DISEASE-RESISTANCE LOCUS RECEPTOR-LIKE PROTEIN KINASE-like 2.1. The coding region runs from base 216 to 2258 and encodes 680 amino acids. Gene Ontology annotation, biological process: protein phosphorylation. The transcript has 3 exons. Gene Ontology annotation, molecular function: ATP binding; protein kinase activity; polysaccharide binding. NCBI's taxonomy places the organism in Eukaryota, Viridiplantae, Streptophyta, Magnoliopsida, Solanales, Solanaceae. The record is from RefSeq and is a predicted model, not a curated record.
UAUUGAAUUAAUCUAAUUUAAUUAGCUCCGAGGAUCGAGAAGCAAAACGUGACAAGUAAAAGUGGACGGAGGGAGUACAUGUUUCUUACUCGAUUCACCUGUUUCCAUUGACUUAGAUUUGGAUUCAGCUCUUUAACAAGACUGAGAGAGAGUUUGAUCGGUUUGCUAUGUAACUUUGAAAGUUGAAGUAUUGAUCAUAUGUUCCAGAGCCAGCAAUGAUUAUGUUAUCCUUAUAUCACCUCACAACUACUUUUUUCCUCCUAAUCUUGGUCACUAUUCCAUCAUCUAACAGCUUUUUGUUUGAAGGGGAGAGUAUAAACUGUGAAGGUACUUACAACUGUGGAAGUAUACAUGGUGUUAAGUAUCCUUUCUGGGGAGGUGGUGUGAGAUCAAGAUUAUGUGGCCGAGACGAUUACUUACUUGAGUGCAAAAAUAAUGUGUCGUCCACUUUGCCUGGUCCUUACUUCUUUAGAAAACACACAAAUGGCUAUCAACCUUCAAAAUUUCGUAUACUGACUAUUAAUGAAUCCUCAACUCGAAUGAGGAUUGUGCACGAUAAACUUUGGCAUAAUGUUUGUCCAAAAUCUCCUUCCUUUUUCAAUCUCUACGGGUACAAUACCACCUUAAUCAAUGGUCUUAGGUACGUCCCAAGAACUACAUUUAUUAACAUAUACUACGGCUGCAAUCCUGAGGUCCUUUCACACGUACAGCUGCCUAGUAAUAUUAAUUGUUCUGUAAGAGGAACAACCAGCACUGGUGUUUUCUUUGCCGAUGAAAUUGUUGGAAAUUACGUUCGAGGAUGUUCUUUCAGCAUAGUGGUUCCUCUUGUUUCUACUGCUUAUCAGCAACUCUGGGACACAACUCUAAGGCUGCAGGAAGCUGUGAAUGAGGGGUUUGAAGUGGAUUACAGUGAUGCCUCAGGUGGCUGUUUGGCAUGUCAGGAUUCAGGAGGUACAUGUGAAUUUGAUCAAGCGUUUCGUUGUCGUUGUGGAGACACAGUUCUUCCUUUUACCUGCCCAACAAAUGGUAAGCCAGCUUUGAUGCAACCAAACACUAAUUUUGCAAGAAAGAUUCAUUUACUCAAGUUGGCAACAGGAGUAUCAGUUGCUGGAAUUGGGAUGUUAAUGUGCUUUGGAAUCUGGUACACACAGUAUAGAAAAUCAUUCUACAAGUGCAUAAGAUUAAUUAACGGCAAAACCAAAGAUCAGAGUCUAGAGGGCUUACUUAAGCAAUAUGGAUCUCUGGCACCAAAGAGAUACAGCUAUUGGGAAAUCAAGAAAAUGACAUCUGGAUUCAAAGAUAAGCUUGGUGAAGGAGGUUAUGGAGGGGUCUACAAAGGUGAACUUUUUGAUGGCCGCGUGGUUGCAGUGAAGAUUCUAAAAGCAUCUAAAGGUGAUGGAGAAGAAUUUAUCAAUGAAGUUGCAAGCAUCACCCAAACUUCUCAUGUGAAUGUCGUAUCUCUUUUAGGAUAUUGUCUUGAUGGGAGAAAAAGAGCUCUUAUUUAUGACUUCAUGCCAAAUGGAUCCUUGGAGAAAUACAUAUAUGGUGAUGGUUCUCUCUUGGGGCUGCAGAAGUUGUAUCAAAUUGCAGUUGGAAUUGCUAAAGGAUUGGAGUAUCUUCACCGCGGAUGCAACACAAGAAUUUUGCAUUUUGACAUAAAGCCUCAUAACAUACUCCUUGAUGAGGAAUUCUGUCCUAAGAUAUCAGAUUUUGGUUUGGCAAAACUAUGCACCAGGAAAGAAAGCGUUAUAUCCAUGUUAGGAGCACGAGGGACGAUUGGUUAUAUUGCUCCUGAAGUAAUCAGCAGGAGUUUUGGAGGAGUCUCACACAAGUCUGAUGUCUAUAGUUAUGGAAUGAUGGUUCUAGAAAUGGUUGGAGGAAGAAAAAAUGUCAAUGAAAAAGUGAGCCAUGCAAGUGAGAUAUAUUUUCCUUACUGGGCAUAUCAGCACGUUCAGCUAGAUGAUGACCUGAAGCUGCGUGGGAUUAUAAAUAAAGAAGAAGAAGUAACUGCAAGGAAGAUGAUAUUAGUAGGUCUGUGGUGCAUCCAAACCGAUCCAGCACAAAGGCCAUCAAUGAGCAAGGUUAUUGACAUGUUAGAAGGGAGCCUGAUCUUAGAAAUCCCGCCAAAACCUUUAUUAUGUACUCCUUAUUGUUCAGGAAGACAUUCUUUGACCACACAGGGAUUGCCGCUGAAAGCCUCCUUAAUUUCUCCAUCCAGUUCAUCACUUUGUUCUCCUGAAGCAUCAGCUAUUUCAUAGGCAUAUAUGUAUUUUCACGGCUGCAUGCCUAAGACGAAACUUUCCAAAAGGGUCGUAAUGAACUUCAAUUUGUGUCUGUAAUAGUCAGUUUGAUUGAAAUAUCUCGGUUUAUGAUUUAUGAAGAUAGUCAUUAAUCCUCUUCAGAAUUUGAACCGCUUCUCCAUCAAGAGAAGAAACAUUUCUAAUUAUAUGUAAUGUGGAUAGUUUCAUUAGAAUAAUUUAGAACAGGCUCUCAAACUGCCACAGAAGUACAAAACCAGCUUGUAUGGAUAGUGAGAUGAAUGAGCUGCUCUACUUCUUCAGAUUUACGCCUCAUCACCCCCUCCCCCAACCAAAAAGAAAAUAAAAGGUUAUUAUUUGGAUGUACUCUUGAUGAAAGAGCAUUGUGCUGAAAGCAGCUCUUGAGUAAAAGAAAACUACAGCUAGAUCAAUAGCAAGGAUCGAGCACGCAGAAUCUGGAUUCUAAAAAGUAAAAGCUCUCUGUCUUGCUUAAGAUUACUGAACUUUUAUUUUACAUUCCAAACCAGUCAGUAGGUAUACUACACUAUACAGAUAAUGUACUCUUAUUCCUUUGUAAAACUAAUCCUACUAUUCUACUGCCUAAUAAACAUGUACUGCUAUAAAAAUUAAUCAGUAAACUUAAGAAGAUCAAAGGGAAGAAAGAAUACUUGAGGAGAUCAAAUUGAAUUAGAAUAGUCAAAUAAACGAGCUGCACUGACAUAUAUGCAUUCUCUUUUACA